Messenger RNA from Equus quagga, 3053 nucleotides. RefSeq names its product chromosome 10 CXorf58 homolog (gene C10HXorf58). Lineage: Eukaryota; Metazoa; Chordata; Mammalia; Perissodactyla; Equidae. The transcript has 12 exons. Bases 403 to 1527 code for a protein of 374 amino acids. The record is from RefSeq and is a predicted model, not a curated record.
CAGCCAAUUCGAUCCUGCGAAAGCUUAGUUCGGAAGCCUGGGCUAGAAGCGGCGUCGCUGAGCGGCACAGCGCCAAGCCCCUGGCGAGAAAACGCAAGCCCCGCCCUACAGGAGGCUCCGCCCCUGCGCCGGCGGUUGCUAGGCGGCGGGAAAGCGGCAGCUCCGUGUGGGCGGCACGCGGGGGCGCGAGGAGGGAGGCGCCGGACGCUGCGCAGCGCUGGGAAUCGGCUUUCGACGCGGCGAUUGGGCGCCGGGCGGCGUUGGGCUGGGAAUUCUGUGCGCUGGCGCCGCCGGGCGGGGGCGCUCGGUGGGCCUCGGGCGGCCUCGAAAGCCUCGCUACCGGAAGCCGCUGACCUCGGGGCCUGGAUUUACCUCACAAAAGAGUACUUCAUUGUACGGAAAAUGAAUCGUUCCUCAAAGAUGUCAGUUACUGGUGUUUCAAAAUCAGGUAAUCCACGUUCCGGAAAAGGCCGCAAAGUACAUAUGCCAAAUGUUAUAAAGACAAAGACAACACAACAAAUUAAAAAAAAUAUUUCAGCUCAAAAGAUACAGAGAGCUUGGUUAUCUCACAUGGACAAAACAAUAUUUCAACUCCUAAAGCACACAAUAUGUGCAGCGGAGCAUUUUGUGUCAUAUGAAAUACUGAAGAAAGUGAGCCCCUUAGAGGCUGAGCUUGUUAAAGAUCCUAGCAUGAAGUGUAAAGUUAGAUUCAGAUUUAGUGGUGAAACCUUUCCACCUUUCAUUGUGUUUAAAAUUUUUCUUCAAACUGAAGGCCAUGGUUACAAGUAUUUCAGUGGAAAAAAUUUAUUAAAGCCGUCAAGUGAGGCAGUGGUUGAUGCUUGCAAAAUAAUGGGGAAAAAGAAAUUUUAUCAUCAAAUUAUGGAAGAUGAACAUCUUUUCCAGAAGUUCAAAGUAACUGAUGAAAUAGAUGUUGUUACUCUGAAAGAUUACAUGCAAUAUUCCAGUCUUCUGGAUGAGACCCCUGCAUCUUUUGGUGGCAGAAAUAACUACUGGCGGAGAUUAAACCUCAAAAACAUUCCCAAGACAAUGAUAAUAUAUGACAUAGUUGAUUAUGCAGAGUCUGGAAUAAUCUCAAACCGUCUACGAAAAGAAAUGAAGCAUCUGUUAGAGAGACCACAAACAGAAGAGAUGCGUCAGCACCAGCUACAGAUUGUUUCUGAAAUUAGGUGCCCUUCAUCCUUCUCAAGUAUUCAACCUUUGUAUCGGCCCUACCAACAGCAAAGUCAAAUUAGACAUCUAGGUCGUCGAUCCAAGCAAGCUAAAAUGAAAGUUGAAAAAAUGAGAAAAACUUCUAAGAUGGCUAAAGAAAAAAGUGCUUCUACGGGGACUGAACUGCAAAUGGACACACCAGGUACAAAGCAACAAAAGACGAUCAUCUUCUCUACCCCAUCUUUUGACAUUGUGAAAAUUAAUGAAGUCACAUCAGAUGACAAAUUGGAAAAAGAAGAAAAGGAAUUAUUUGCCUGGUGUCAAGACUUGUGUAUUAAUAAUUCUCUAUCAUAUUAAUGCAUAGCUAAUUGACAGGAAACCAACUUAUUUAACACUCUGCUUGUCUGUCUAUAAAUGAUGAGUAUGAGUAUUAAAGGAAAACAAAAUAUAAACAAGCCCUCAGUAUGCUCUCUUAACUAAAUGUGUGACAGAUUUUUAAGCCCUUUAUGUGUUACUGUAGGUACAAAUAUUUUUACUGACAGAAUUUUAGUCUGAAUAAAUUAUUUCAACUAGUUGCCCUCGAACUAACCAUAUACAGUUUUCUUCAAGAAAUGAUGAGUAAAUUAGUCCCUGGAACGUUUAUUCAGUUUUGAUUUUCCUUCAUUUUAAAAAUAUCUGAACAGGCUGUGCUUAGCAUAAAUAUUAGAAUUCACAGAAUAAAAGGCUGCUCUUGAGUCAGCCUCCAGUGUCUUGUUUUUAGUAGCAUGUUGUUCUUACAGGACAGCUUGUGAUUGACCUAUUCUGAAUUAUAAUAGAAACAAUAAUGAAUUUGCUGCUACAGUAGGCAUGACAUAGCAUAGCUAAUCAUUAUUAAGCAUUGUGAGCACCUGGGCAGAAUGUUGCAUCUGCUUUAAUGUUGCACUUUGGAUAUUUGUCAAGUAUAAAGACUGUUUUGAGUAAUAUUUAUCAAUUUCCUUUUGAAUUGAUAAAUUCCCAUUCCUGAUAUGGUGGAAAUUAUUGAUAUUUUUGUGAUCCAGGCUAUUAGAGUAUAUCAAACCUUCCCAGAGGCUGUGAUAAUUAAACAAAGUACAUUAUUAUUGAACUUUAAAAAUAUGAUUUUUUAUUUUGUAUAACGUUUAAAAUGUGGAGGUUGAUUGCUCAUUUAACUCAGGCAAGGCGGCCUAUAAAUGGAUCUCAUCCUCUGCUAAAAGACUCUUUUAAGUGAUAAAGAAUAUUGGAGUAAAUGUGUAUGAUUCCCACUAGAAUAUGUUUAACAUAAAUGUGUACUCUUCAAUAUUAAUAUAUCCUCACUUGAUAUCCAAAAACAGGCUGGAUAGUCUCCUUGUUUUCAGAGCUUGUACUGGACACUGGUUGAAUAGAAAACACAUAUUUGUCCUCAUGAAUCACGCAUAUUCUCAUCCAUUAAAUUGGAAAGCAGUCCUUCAUCCAAUCAAAUGCAUAUCAGAUUCAGUUCAUCCAUAUAUGUGCAAUAAUAAAGGCAAACAACUCCAAGAUGGUAGAACUAGGAUUGAAGGAUCCCGGAUUCUUUUGUCAUUGAUUGAAGGAGCAACAGCCAGAGCAGCAGCCCGACCUGAUGAACUGUGAUGUUUUCUCUAGGACACAGCAAAUAUCUGGAAUGUUUAGUUUUGUUUUAAUCCAAUCUGAGGAUAUCUUUCUUUUGACUGCAAUUCAAGAACAGGAUGUUUCGAUCCCUCCUUUUGUUUUGAGCCUGAGGACACUGUGACUCCAUGUUUGUGAGUACAAACAUUCUAAUCAGAAUCAUGCCAACAUUGAUGAAAUUUUAUGAAGAACAUAUUUUCCUCAGCAAACUCAAAUCAAUUUAAUUCCUUGAUAUCAAUUUUCUAUAUAAUGCAGGUAAAAUG